Arxiozyma heterogenica is the source of this 336-nucleotide messenger RNA. RefSeq lists its product as uncharacterized. Bases 1 to 336 code for a protein of 111 amino acids. The transcript has a single exon. The record is from RefSeq and is a predicted model, not a curated record. Lineage: Eukaryota; Fungi; Ascomycota; Saccharomycetes; Saccharomycetales; Saccharomycetaceae.
AUGUUGGAGGAAGAUCAAGCUAUUUUAUUGAAAUGUAGAAUAAAGGGAAUAUUUAAAAAUACAAAUCCAAGCAUUAACACAAUAACAGAUUUUAAACCAGCAGUUGAUUGGCUCAAACAGGACUAUUUUAAAACACCAACAAAAUUCAUAGGAAUUAAAUCAGAAAAAUUAGAAGAUGAAAUACAAGACAAAUCAAUUAUUAUAUUUAAAAGAAAAGGAGGAAAUAGUUUAGCAAAUCCUUUAAUUAAAGAGACUAUGUGGGCUAACUUUUCAGAAUUGAUUAAUAUUUUGAAAAAUUAUAUAAAUCCAGAAGAUGUACUUUCGAUGACUGAAUAA